Molecule: messenger RNA, 3870 nt
Organism: Coregonus sp. 'balchen'
Lineage: Eukaryota; Metazoa; Chordata; Actinopteri; Salmoniformes; Salmonidae
Source: the annotation of a GenBank genome assembly
AUGACUCAUGGGGAGGAGCCUGGCCCUGAAACACACACGGAUUCAGCUGUUCUAACUUAUCUUGAAGGUUUACUGAUGCAUCCCGUGGCGGCUGGGCCUGGGGCCACGGCAACCCGGAGAUCGGAGGCUGCCCACGGGCACGGCAACCAGGUGGAGCAGGUCAACAAAGCGGCCCGGCCCUUCCAGCUGCCCAGCCACAGCCCUGCUAUCGCCGCUGUUCAGAAGGCCGGCAAUGGGAAUGGUCCCACGCUGCACCAUGGGGCCUCCCAGAACCUGAAGAAGGCCCGGCUGCUCCGCUCAGGGCCCUGGAACGAGCCUGGGGCCCAGAGGCUGAGCUCCCCCCCUGUGGAGCUGAACGGCCAGGGGGGAGGAGGAGGCCUGCAAAACGGGGCUCUGGAGGGCUCUCCUCACGCUGGGGAGAGCACGCUGCUGGCCUCCCUGCUCCAGUCAUUCAGCUCCAGACUGCAGAGUGUGGCCAUGUCACAGCAGUCCACCAAACCCCCCAGCGAGCACUCCCCGCCCACCGAUCUCCCUCCUGCUGCAGACAAGGAGCCUCUCCCCUGCUACGGAAUGGCCUCCAGCCGCCUCAAGGGCCUGAUGAGGAAGACCAAGCUGAAGAACCACAGCAGCACGCCUUACAGCCGGCGAGGCCACAGCCACGGCCACAGCCAGGAAAGGCCCUGUGAGUCCCCCCGCUCGGUACAGAGCAGCACGCCUCCCUCCACCCCCACCGCUGCUUCUGCUGCCACUGAUGCUGUGUCCUGUGCUGAACGGCUCAAGGCUGUGGCCAACCUUGUGAAGAUCCGCUCCAGCCCUGCCCCCUCGCCCAAACCCAGUGUGGCUUGCAGUCAGCUGGCCCUUCUGCUGUCCAGUGAGGCCCACCUGCAGCAAUAUUCCCGGGAGCAUACCCUCAAGGCCCAGCUCUCCGGACGCUCCGCCAGCGAGAGGCUGGCCGCCAUGGCAACGCAGCAGACCCAGGACAAGAGGCCACCCAGCGCGGGAGAUGCUCCGCCCACCAGCGCCACCACCACCGCCCUAGACGCGCUAAGCUCCUUAACCACCCAAAACGGAACAACGUCAACAACACUCCCCCGACUGGCACUAAACUCCAGCUCCAGCCAGCGGAGCCCCUCCUCCCUGCUGCCAGUCCACAGCUCGCCACAUCCAACCCCCCCUCCUCUGCCCCUCACCCCCAACACCCAGACCCAACCCCAAACCCCCACUAGGGAAAAACGGGGAUUUGACUCGCGCCCCGCCAGGCCCCCCCAGACCUGCAGCAGCCUGCUCUUGCUGCUCCUCAACAACCACAACAACCAGAAGCAGCUAACUAAGAACGGGCACCUGGAGGACAACUGCAGGGUCCUGCCUGCCAGCCGCGGCUCCUCCGUCACCUCUGACAGUGAGUGCUCUGUCCAGGAGAAAAGCCUGGCCAAGAGAGAGGAGAGCUACAGCGAUGCAGAGAUCUCCUUCUCCAGCUGCUCUCCUAUUGACCUCUCUAUGAGGAGCAGGGCCAGCACCAGAGCUCCAGAGACCAGGCCUAAAGCCACCUCCUCCUCCACCUCUGCUUCUUACUCCUGCUCUUCUACUGCUUUCUCCUCCAACUUUUCUUCUGCUGUUUUCUCCUCUGCCCCCACUGUCUUUUCUUCCUCCACUACCGCUUUCUCUUCCUCCUCUACCGUUCUCUCCUCUUCCUCCACCACUUUCUGUUCCUCCUCGUCCUCGUCCUCGUCCUUAGACAAACUCACUGAGUCCCUGCUAAACAAGUGGAAGCCGGAUCCUUCCAGGCUGAAAGUCCCCCAGGUUAAGAAGGAGCUUGAAAUGAGCCCAGACCUUAAGUCCCAGCCCAAGGUCACUCUCAUGCAGCUCCUUCUGGAGCGCAGGAAUAACGACAAGGUAAACAAAAUAGUCGUUAAUCCAGAUUUGCAGCAUGACGCAACCCUGUCCAGUCUGUCACGGAUCCCACUUAAAUCACUGGCCCCCUGGGAGGAAGUCAGGACACAGAGCCCUCUGGACAGACCAGGCCCAGGCCCUCCCAUGUACUCUCUCAGCCGAGACCCCAGCAGCACCCCGUCCCCGUUCUCCUACCCCUCUCCCCAUGUCCAGUCUAGCCCUCUGGAUCUGUGUAAGUCUAAACCCUUCCCUGUUGAGAAAGCUGCAGCUGAGCCGGCGUUCAGCGCCAGUAAACUGUUACAGAACCUGGCCCAAUGCGGCACUGCCUCACCCUCCCCGCCCAUGGCUCCCAGCAAAGUACCCAGCCAGGAUCUGGAGGUGGGUGGUGGCAGGCCUUUGGCCCUGCUGGAGAGGCUCAACGCCCCUAUCCAGAGGAACACAACAAGUACCCCCCUCUCAGAUGGGCCCUCAGGCAGCGGCACACCGUCGUUCGGCCGUUGGGGGGAAGUGUCGCCCCCCGCAUCCCAGAUCGAGAACCUUCUGGAGCGUCGCACGGUGCUGCAGCUCCUGCUGGGAACAGGUUCCUCCUCUGCCUCCUCCGUGGCCUCAGCCACCCACAGAGACAGGUCCGGUGGGAGGCGCAGUGUGGAGACGGCGGUGGGUGGCUGCUAUGAGAAGCACCCUGGCACUUCUGUCAUAUGUGACAACUCCAACGGGCCCUCGGCAGCAGACGUCAAGGUCAAAACUGAACCGGGGGAGGAGGGCCUGGACCUGUUGUCCUCUGCUGUGUGUGAGGAAGUGACGAGCCGAAAGAGACGGGGAGGAGGAGGAGAAGGUUAUCACUACAGGCAUAACCCAUUCUCUGAACCCCAGCAGGACCUAAAAACAGAGCACCGGCCCACAGAGGUCAUUGCUAAAUAUGGCCUCCUGAGCCAGCUCCUAAAACAGCAGAGUGCUACCUACUACACCAGCGCUGCACAGCUACACACAGAUCGCCGGCCCAGCCCUGUCCAUGUAAAGGAGGAGCAGAGAGACUACCACCACCAGGGGCCCAGCCCUAAAAAGAGACGGCUCUGCUCGGAGCUGGCUGAGAGCCUGAACAAUGGCAGCCCUCAGAUGGCAGUAGUGGACAGUGGAGGCAGCUACAGGCACAGCAGCCUGGUUCACAGUCUGGUCCAUAAGCAGAUACAGGAGGAGCCUGACUACCACAGGGCCCUGAGGGGCCCUAAAGAGGAGGAGACCCCAGCCAGGAGCCCCAGCAGUGAAGCUCUCCUCCCUAGGGAGAGCCGGGGCUUCAAUGUGCUCAAACAGCUGCUCCUGUCUGACAACUGUCUGAAGGAGCUGUCCCAGCAUCCCCGUGGGGGGCCCAGCCCCUCUGUUCUGCAGGCCAACGGUAAAGCCAAUGGGAGCGUACUUAACCUCAAUCAGCCGGGCUACAAUCACCACGACCUCCUCAACUUGCCUACCCUGCCCUGGCACCACCCCAACCCCCACAGCUCCCUCAAUUCAGGGCCCCCCAGCCACCUCAGACCGCUGCCCACUCCCCUGACAGGGGACAGCAGCCAACGCUCCCCCUGGGGGCGCCACACAGCCCUCCCACCCCACCAGGACUCGCCCAAACGGGACUCCACUCCAGUGAAACGGGAACCGGAGAGCCCGGUGCAGUGGGCAGGUCGGGACCGGGAGGAGGAGGGCUCUGAUUCGAGCCCAGACUCCCCCCGGCUGACCCGCUCCAACCCCAUCCUGUACUACAUGCUGCAGAAAGGCAGCGCUCAGCUGAGGAGGGAGGGGAGGGACCAGGCGGAGGGGACUCAGGGGUCAGGGCCAGGGGUGAGGGUGAAGGAGGAGCCGGGUACUAACAGCAAUGAUGCCUACAACCACAGACUGAGCUCCACCAGCACCUCCACCCAGCACUCCUCCCUGUCCCCUCCCUACAACAACGACAAGCAUAGGCUGAGCGACUCAUCUGAUAAAUGGUAG